Messenger RNA from Cladocopium goreaui, 4784 nucleotides. The record is from the annotation of a GenBank genome assembly. NCBI's taxonomy places the organism in Eukaryota, Dinophyceae, Suessiales, Symbiodiniaceae.
AUGGAUGGCGCACCGCCAUUGCCUUUUUCCAGCACUUCUGCGUCGCCAGCAUCAUCGCCCACAAAAAGUGCAGGUGUUUUCCGCGCGACGACGCAUUCAGCGCCCUCCAAGCUGAUGGAUGGCCAGCUGACUCUGCUUAGGAAGACCAUGCGGGAGAGGAGGGGCUCAAAUCGCCAAGCUGGGCUCAGUCCCUUGCCCCCUUCACCGCCCCGUAGCCCUUCGGCCCUAAACCGUGGCCUCUCUUGUCCACCACAGCCGUUCAAUACGCGUUCUGCCUCGCCAGGCACUGUGGGGGCUUCACCUGAGGCCGCAGGUGAUGUUUCUGCCAAGGGCGCGGAGGAUCUUCGUUCACCCGUUCCAAAACGCAGGCCAGACGUCAUCAAAUCAGCGUCGGCUAGUCCCCGCAGCGCGCGGCGUGGAGGAGGAACCGCUUCUCUGCCCCGUGAACUGCCGAAGUUUGCCUGGCUGUUGGGCUGCAAGGUGCCUGCGCCGGUGCUUCAACGUAUGGCCACCUGGCUGCCGGCACAGACUCUGCCCGCACUGCGAAGGGUGUCUGCGGCGUUCUACCGUGCCACCCAGAUGAGAUUGACAGAGGACCCCAACCUGGCUGCAGCCUUGGCGGCCAACCUGGAAGCCCGACGUUUGAAGAGCAAACGGGUGUGGGUGCUGGUUCGAGCUCGACCCAGUGAGGGAAUCAGUUGCAUUGCUAUUGAUAGAAAUAAAGUGGUCGUCAGCAAUUCCAAUGGCGCCCCAACUUCCUUCUUUUUCGACCAGGCCUUUGACGCGACAGCGACGCAGGAGCAGGUCUGUGGCUAUGUGAGCGAGCAAGUGUUGCCGCACGCCCUCAAUGGUGAGCAUAUUUGCAUUCUCGCUUACGGACAGACCGGCAGUGGAAAGACCUACACCAUGUUUGGCGAUUCAAACCCUCGUGAUGCAAACGCUGUGCAGAACCAGGGCGUCGCCUUUCGUGCCAUGAGCCGACUGGCAGAGAUGCUACAGCUUAGGGCCAAAUCCGAUGGACCUGCGGCGCCCACCGUGGAAUUGAGCUUCCUGGAGGUCUACAACGACAAUCUGUAUGACUUGUUGGAUGGCUCGCGCCAGCUCCCUCGACUACGCUCCUCUGAGAAGCACGUGGUACCACAGGGCCUGACGAGAAGGCGUUGUGAACUCCAGCAGAUGGAGUUGCAGGUGCACAGUUGGCUUCGAGAGGCCUGGGUGGAAGGGCUAAUGGCUGAGGGUGCCGCCACCCGCAUGGUGGGAAAGACGGUCUUCAACCCACGCUCCAGCCGCAGCCAUGCAGUGGUCAUGCUUCACAUUUGCUGGUCUCAAGAGGUCUCCUGCGGCAGCCGCUUGAGACAUUUACCCAGUGGCACUCGAGAGACGCGGGUGUAUCUGGUAGACUUAGCAGGCAGUGAGCGGGCCGGGAUGCAUGCCUUAGCGGCGGAACAGCUGAAGGAAGGAGAGCACAUCAAUCUCAGCCUCUCUGCUUUGGGCCGUGUCGUGGGUGCGCUUGCCAGCGGGAAAUGCGAGCACGUUCCGUACCGGGACUCGGCUUUGACCUGGCUCUUGAAGGACGCCAUUACUGGUAGCAGUGCACGGGUGUGCAUGGUCGCCGCGGUGCAUCCGGCCCAUCCCGUAGAAACUGCCUCCACCUUGCGCUAUGCGCGGCAGUAUUCGGCGCUGCAAAGCACCAGCGGCUCCCAUGCCUCGCAACUGUCCUCCCAGGUCCGCGACUUGCAGCGGCGAGUGGAUGCCUUGCGACAUGCCUUUGAGAAGGCACUGAAUGGCGAUGAACACAGCAUUGCGUGGACGCGAGAGUCCUUGCAGGGUUCAGUGCAUUGUCAGCCAAAGGCCAACGCACGGCAAUGGUUCGACUCGCACCCGACCCUCACUUGGACGCAAGCGCACCAGAGCAAGGCUGCUGUGCGUGGGCAACGCCGGGACCGGAGUGGAAUUGGUUACAUCACAAAGAUCGAGGAGAUUCUCAAUGAAGAAGUUGGCUCCCGUAUUUGUGAGGUGACUUUUGAAGGUCGUCAUGGAAGGCCUCCUGUUGUGCUGUGGUACCCCGAAGUAGCGCUCGAGAUGGUUAAGCCACCUUCAACGCUACUUGAGGCCAUGCAGAAGUUAGACACUGCAGAGGCUGAGCUGUCGAGGCUGCGGGGUGAUCUACAGGCGGUUCGGAAAGACGAGGCCAUGAGACAACAGGAGUGGAUGGCAACUGCUCAGAUCGGGAAGCUUCCAAGGCUUCCAAAAGACCGGGAUCUAAAUUAUCGUCUGCAUUUUUCCCAACCUUCUGGCCGCAACUUCUCUGCCAUGGCCCCAGUGAAGCCAUGCAACUUGGAACUCGCCAGCUCGGUGGAGGAAGCCCUGCGCUGCGAGGGGAGGCAGCAGACAUCGGAAGUGUCGCUACAAAACCGCAGUGAAGUGCCACUUUGGGCGAGGUUGCUUCGGGAGAUGUUCAAGUUGAUGACCAACUCCUUCAUGGGGACCGUGGGAGCCCGAAUGGGUGUGGCCACGAUGAAGGCUGUGCCUUUGGUGUCGUUGCUGGUGGUGCUGCGACGGGCCUGGCGACUGGAUCAGAUCAUGGUCAGAAACCGCAGGUCGCGGCUGUGGAUCUUGACACGCUCCGCCUUUGAAAUGUGGAUGUUCGUGGAGUUCAUCUUCUGGAUUUACUUCAGGUGCAAAAAGUGGAGUCUAGAGAGCCGUCGAGCGUAUCAACCUCGAGUUCUGUGGAAAGCAGCGGGUGAGAGGGAAAGACUCCUGAAAACCUUCCUGACCACAAUUGAGCGCAUCCAUGUGGGUCAGGGCUAUGUGCCUCCACCUCGAGAGCAGAAGGUGAAAGCUCAGACGAAGAAGGCCUGGAGCGGCGUGUUGAGGUUGAGGAGACAAUCAGAGCCUCUGGCCGUGGGGCAGGAAGCUCGACAGAAGCUGAUCUCCAACCCUUCAGUGGAAAACUUUCUUCGACUCUCGGAUGAGCACAGUGCCUUUGGUGAGAUCCGCGCGUCGUCGCUGUCGCCGGAGCACGGCGACGGCGCCCGGCGCCCGCGGCGGAGUCUGGUGUCCAGUGCACCGUCGGUGGAGAAUUUGCUGCGAUCCUGGGAGGUAGCCGAGGAGGCGACACCUCGAACUCCAGCAGAGGUGGACGUGCAAUGCUUGAAGCACCUGGAGUUGUGUUCAUGGUUUUCCAUCUGCACCGCCAGCGGCAAGCGUGACAUUUGCCCGGACGUGCGGCAGAUCCGUCGUGGAAAUAUUGAGCAAUGGGUGCUCUCCUACUUCUUCGAUGGUGCGGAAUCCAACUCUGAACUCACUGACCAAGAGUUCUGCGAGCUCCAGGAGCUGGUGGAUGCUGUGGCUCACUGGGCUCAAGUGCCACUGAACGAUUGCUUGUCCCACUGGGCUGGAAAGAACGAAGGCCUGAAGUGCUUCCGCAUGCGUAACGAUCCAUUCCCUGCCGUGCAUCGGCCGCUGCUGACCUAUGUGAAUACGGCCUUUGUGGCUCCCGCCAUCGGACACCAGGCCUUGAACAUGAUGGGGUUUCGGCCCUUCCGCUCAGGCAGCACUGAGUAUUGGUUUCGACCCGUGGAACACUGGGCACAUUGGAAGAAAGGGUUGAGACCGCGCAUCCUCGAGCCUGCAAAAGCCUUGGUGUUUUGCCACGGCAUUGGCGUUGGACCUUCCAUGUGCCUCACCUUUCUGCAGCUCCUGACCCGAACACUGGGACAGGAGCAUCCAAUCUUCCUGGUGGAUACAGCGGGUAUCUCCAUGAGAUUUUCAGAUGAUGUCCCCGGUGCCAGGGAGGUGGCCGCAAAUAUCGAGAAUAUGUUGCAGGUCUGGGGACUUCAGAAUGCGCACUUCGUGGGGCACUCCUUCGGUGCUUUUGUGGUGGCCUGGGUCCUGCGCUACGCCAAUCACAUCGUGGACAGGACCACCUUGAUCGAUCCCGUGUGCUUUUUGGUCCUGAAGAUCCUGGUCCAAGGCCAUGAGUUGCAACAAGUGCGGCAUGACAAUGUGAUGGAUCCGAUGGAAAUUGCCAUCAAAUACUUCGUUAUGACUGAACUGUUCGUUUGCAACUUCGUCUGCCGCUGCUUCUUCUGGGAAGAAUCAAACUUAGACAUGCAAGACUUGGAAGGUACCAAGAGCCUCAUCGUGUUGGAAUCUGAAGAUCUCAUUGUUCCGACAUAUUCAGUGAGGAGUCUGAUUUUCGCAGAACAGAGUCGGAGGGCCAAAGUCACGAAAAGCAACCCUUCAGAAACAGGCCUUGAACUCCUUUGGAUUGAAGAUCAACCCCAUGCAGGUUUUCUACUCGACAUGGUGGCGAAUCGCGAGGUCUGUGCUCGUUUGCAGCGCUUUCACCAAUCCUAAAAACUGAAAGUCCCGCAGAGACGUAGCGCUUGAAGGUAGGUAGGAUGACAUGUAUUGAAAUGUAAUGAAAUGUGAAGAUUGUUAAGUCAUUCAAAAUGGAGAGACAUGGAGCUGACAAUCAGCCCCAACCCCUCACAAGGGUGUACAUACAGCUUUUGAUCCAACGCCCUUCUAACUCUCGAAGGGUGCUGACUCGUGUCUUGAAGAGACAGUGGCUGCACAACACCUCAGAGCUUUGACAUUCGAAGCCUUCGCAGCUUGGGAAACAGUCGCCGAACAUGGUGAUAUUUAAAGCUUUGCACCUGUCACCGACUGGUUUUAAGGGACACUGGACGUUGCAGAUGUCAGCGUCUUUGCCUCGGCUUUCAACGAUUGUUUGAUAGAUAUAGUCCGAAGUCCGUUUGAAGACCCCAUGACAGUUC